UGCAGUGUGAGAUAAGACUGUUGCAGCUACACAAAGUCCUGCUAGAGGAUUUGCGGUCUGUCAAUGAGGAACUACCGGCUGAUCUUCUGCCACAACCUGAAGCAGCCAUAGAUGAUUCAGUGGUUCUCUGGCCAGGGGAGGAGAGGAUAGGAUACACUUUCACUGCUGCACGACGUGAGGUCUUGGCGGGUUCGUGGUGAGGAGGCGGCCAUGAGGAAGAGCUUGUCUCUGUUGCCAGGCAAUGAGGGCGGGAGCUCGGCCGGCACCACACGGGUCUUUGGUGUCCCUUUGGAUGAGGUGUCUCACACACAGACAAUAAGUGGCCACGAGGUUCCUGCCCUGGUCAAACACAUUGUCGACUACAUCGAGGAACAUGGUCAUCUGGACCUGGAGGGGCUCUUCCUGGUUAAUGGCAACGCAGAGCGUGUGGAUUGGCUGCGUCAGCGCUAUGACAGUGGUGAGGAGGUGGAGCUGGAGAAGGAGGCUGACCUGGCGUCAGCGGUCAGUUUGCUGCGGCUCUUCCUGCAGGAGCUUCCUGAGCCCGUUAUACCAACAGCGAUACAGGGACACAUUCUACAGCUACACCAAGAUUACAGCAAUGAGGAAGAGCUGUGUAGAAACCUGAAGUACCUGCUGCAGCAGCUUCCCCAGCUGAACUACGGCCUUCUGCGUUUCCUGUGCCGCUUCCUGGCCAGCGUGGCAUCCCUUCAGCAGGAGAGCUGGAACGUCGGGGCGCUGGCCGCCGUCUUCGGGCCAGACAUAUUCCAUCUAUCAUCAGAAGGAGAGGACCUCAGGGACCAGGAGACUGUAAGCAGAGUCCUGGCAGAGCUGCUGGACAACCAGGAUUACCUGUUUGACUCAGAGGACGAUGAUGUCUCCACCACCAACGACUACAGCUCCAUCAACGAACAGAUCACCGAGCUGUUGGACGAUGAUAAGUGUGAGGCGGAAUGUGAAGAGCUCCCCCAGGACGAGGAGGAGGGUCCCGCCUCCUCCGACUCACCACAACACAAUCACACUGACGAAAGCCCUGCAGCCAGCUCCCACCUCUCCCAUAUAUCCAUCCUGCCUACUGACUCUGCUGAGAUAAUUCAGCGAACCAUCAGAGCUGCAGUGGAGCAGCAUUUCUUUGACCUGAAAACCUCCAUCGACCACAGCCUCAGCAACUAUGACAGCCAGGGGAUGAGUCCCAGUGAGCCUUCAAUCGAGGGCUGCCAUGGAGAUGAGGAGCAACAAACGGACCCCGAGGACACUCCCUGUGACACCAAAGGGGAAACCCCACUCAAAGAUCGCGAGCAACACAUGCAACCAAGCCAGACGGACACACAGGAUUCACUGGACUCUGACACUUCCCCGGUGAAGAGCUUGAGAAUGGACAUGGAGGCAGACGCUGUCAUAGAUGCUGAGAACAACAUCAACAAUGCCAGGCAGGACAAUCAACCCUGUGACUCCAUGGACCAGACUGACACUGUAACCUGUGACCCGAGCUCCUGCCGCUGUGAUCAGAACGCCAACACCAGCGAGACCAACAGGAACCACCUGUCGCCAUGCCAACCCAACUCUGGCCUCAAGCCCCACCUCCAACUCUUUCCUGACAACCAAUGGGAAGCAUCACCCCCCUCCCAUAUCCAUCUCCCUCCCAUAGAUUUCUCAUGUAUGCAUCUUCAAAAAGAAGGCCAUGACCCCAUCCCGGCUUACAAAUCCUGGCAGGAUGAGAGCGAGAGCGGAGAAGCACAGCUCUCCCCGCUGGCUGGUCGCAUGGUUCCUCUCCCCCUACUGCCCCUGGAGGAGGACGGCGAGGACGAGGAGGAGGGGGAGGUGGGGCAGGACACCUCCCCUUCCUCUUCCCGCUCACACCCUCACCUUCUUGCUCGCCGCUUUCUCGACUUCGGAGCGCACAGUGCCCAGCGCUUCCACCAGCAAGACCCAGACGCCACCUCGCCCACCAAAGCACAGAGACCCCGUCGAGCAUCAUUUGGCUCCAAAGAGGCGAUGAGAGGAGGAGGAGAUUCAGUCACCCACCAACUCACCAAGAAGCUACAACACCUGAAGAAGAAAAUUAAGCAGUUUGACGAGCAGUUUGAGAAAGAGAGGAACUACAAGCCCUCUCAUGGAGACAAGGCAGCUAACCCCAAAGUCCUCAAAUGGAUGACCGACCUCACCAAGAUCCGCAGGCAGAUUAAAGGACGCCAGCACCACCUUUUACCCAGAAGCACGCUGAGGCACCAGGCUUUGCUCCAUUCACACAGACGCCACCAUGCUCCCUCCUCCUUCCCUUCCUCCUCCUCCUCUAUCUGCCCUCCUCCCCAUCACACACUCACCCCCCCACGCCACCCCCACUCAGGCCUGAACUCUAGACCGUUUCACCUCAAUGCCAAACACCGUGCAGAGAGCGAGCUCGGCCCUCUGACUCGUCCUCGGAGCAACACCUUGCCAAAGAGCUUCGGCUCGACACUGGAUCAAGGCACCCAUGAUGCAGCAGGGGACGCUAAAGGUUCGCAUCCCACCAGGGAGGAAACACUGGAGAUGAUUCAGUGCAGGGUCAAAGGGAAGAAGCAGGAGGACGGAUGGCCCGAUGACAUCAAGAAGAUGACCAAGGAGCAGUUGUCCUGUGAGAAGACGGUCCUGCAGAAGAACCUGCUGCACUAUGAAGGCCUGCACGGUCGACCGGUGACCAGAGAGGAGCGUCUGGUGGUGAAGCCGCUCUACGAUCGCUACCGCCUCGUCAAACAGAUGCUCACCAGAGUCACCAUCACACCGAUCACAGUGUCCCCUUCCAGUAAGAGACGGAGUCAGACCCUCCAGCCAAUCAUAGAGGGAGAAACUGCUCACUUCUGGGAGGAGAUCAAAGAGGAGGAGGAGGAAGAGCAGAAGGGAGGUGGUGGAGCAGCAGAAGAAGAAGAGAAGGAGGAGGAGAGGGAGAGGGAGGAGGAGGAAGAUGAGGAGGAGGAAGAGGAGGGAGAGAGCAGCGGUGGCGAGAUGCAAGGCUCCGAGGUCAUCAUGGCCGUCGACCUCGUGACCCCGAUCGACAGGCAAGGGAGGAGCCAGGACCAAUCAGACCAACAGAGCGACUGUCCAAUGAGAGCCAAGCUGGAGGAGGGGUCGGGGCGGCUGGCGCUGGACCUGCGACUCUCCAGCUCCAACGCUUCGUCCAUGCCAGAGCUGCUGGAACAGCUGUGGAAGACCCGAGCAGAGAAGAAGAAAAUGAGGAAGACCAUCAGAGAGUUUGAGGAAGAUUUCUAUCAGCAUAAUGGAAGAAACGUUCAGAAGGAGGACCGCGUGCCGAUGCUCGACGAGUACCGAGCGUACAAGAAGAUCAAGGCCAAACUCCGCCUCCUGGAAGUCCUAAUCAGCAAACAGGAUUCCUCCAAAUCCAUCUAGACCCGCCCUCCUCGGCAGCUGCCAAAAUCAAUCAACACACAAAUCAGCCGUCAUCACUGCUGCGAGGACCCGCCCAGGAAGACGCCAUCACCCCCACGAGGGUUCCAUCAGACGCUCCAGUGACCACGGGACGAGGUCGUGGUCGCUGCUCGGUGCUGCAGUCACGUCACAGAGAAACCAAACGAGUGAUGAGUCGGACAGGAAGUUCUGAAACACUUUGAUUUUACUUCGACAGUCGGACGAUUUUCUGGAAACAGGAUAUUUUACAGUCACAUUUUAGGGACUUUAGACCGAAUCUGUUCAGGAACCAAAGUGAAGUUUUGGUUUUUAGUUUUUAGUUUGUCGUACUUUCUGAUGACGCUUUAUUCCGACUGAAACCCAACACUGGAUGUUGGUAUCAGUAUCACAACGAGGGAGGAGAAUUUCUUCCUGAAUGCUCAAUAUUAUAUAAGUAUUUAAUAAGUAAAAUAUUUCAAAUUAGAACUAUGGCCCUCAAGCCCUUAAGAAUCCACAUUUAAAUCAGCUCACACUCAUUUCGGCACAUCGGCUCCAAACGAGUUCUUUUUCAUGGGUUUCAUGGGAAUCUGUUCCGUAGCUUCUGCUUCAAACAAACCAGCAGACACAUAUUCUACUAUUUAUUCUAAUUUGCCAAAUCUCUGUGAGUUUUGUGGAAUAAAAUCCCAACUAGAAUUAGUAACAAUACAUUUUAACAGCUGAGCAGUUUGUGCUCCUCAAAGUUACUGAGGCUGUCGGAUGAGAAGUGAUUUUUGGCUUUUUGAUUAGAAAAGUCUAAACGGCUCGGUUUUAGUUUACGAACUCAAAACUCGUAUAAGCUGUUUUCCUGUGACACGACUGCAGCAGCGCCCCCACCAGGCCAACCUGGAAUCACUCCAUUCAGCCACAGCUGAUCUCUGCUGCCUCCCCUGACGUCAUAUCAUCCAAAACACUUCAAAAACACUGUCUUCAUCGUUUGUCUCCUCAUCGUCAUCCCACCAGCUCGACGUGAGACUUUGCACUUGACUCGUUUCUGAUUUCCUCGUCUUCGGAGGAAAAGUUCAAAAAAAACUUCUGACUUUUUUUAAUUUCAGGAACUUUCGUGUCGUCAUUCUUUGUUCUCCGCGACGUUUGUUCCUUCAGGCGGAGGAAUGCUAUGAGACGGCUCCAGGACUUUCAGACCCUCUCCACUCAACACCGACUGUUUUCGUUUGGGACGUCAGUUCCUCUUCAGCGUCGCGUCGGGGGGGGGGGGUUUCAAACCUAAUCUUAAAACCUGCCUCCCUACUACGAAGCCAUCGAUUGUUUUAUUGUGAAACUUUAACAUCUUUCACCUUCUGACUGGGUUUAACAUUUAUCCACUAAGUUUAAAAAACAAGUUUGUUCUUGUUAUAAAAUCCAAUGUACACACGUUUGUUUGAGACACCGAUGUUCACGUUGAAUGAAAAAAGAAUCUGUUGCGUUUCAAGGGAAAAUGUUUUAACUCCCAGUGAUUCUCCAUCUUCCUUUUCAUUUCUUUGUUCUUCAGCAUUUUUUAUUUUUUUUACCUUUUUGUUUCAGUUUGGUCAGAAGUUGUUCAGCAGGUCGGCAAAAGGUCAACUUUCCCAUGAGCCUCUUGUGAAAAUGCUGCUUUUAAUCUGAAGCCUGAACUUUUAAGUUACAUGUUAAAAAGCAGAAUUAAACUGGAGAGGUUCACAGGAAACAGUCGUACGGAGAUUAGGAGAUUUAGGAGAUAGUGGUUUUAGAAAUCAUCUGGAGGAUUCUGCACUGGUUAUCGACGUUAAAGUUGUUCAGAGAAAGAUGAUGAUGAUGAUGAUGAUGAAGACGAGGAGCUGCUGCUUCUCUGAAAAACCCAAAGCGUGUUGGUUCCAGGUGGGACCAGGUGUGAUUUCCAGCUUCCUGAGGGAGGAGCAGUGACUGAGCAGCGUCUGGUUGGUCCCUGGUUGAGAUUUUUAGCUUUAAAGGAUUUAACGUAUUGAUGAGCACUGAUUUUAAACAUCUGUGGUUUAACUGAUAUUUGUUUCCCCAAAACGCAGAAGGUCUGAAUAGAUUCAUUAAUGUCACGACACAGAGAAGAAGUCAAAGCCGGCGUGUUCGUGUCCUCGGUCCAACCUGCAGCUCCAGUGAAGUUUCAUUUCCUGCGGGCAGGUCAAAUGAGGGCGGGCGAGGGGGGGAGAGAGAGUUUGUCAUUGUUCUUCUUCUUUGGUGCCGCGUCGUCGUCGUGUCUAAGAUCCGAGUCCAGAUGUCACAAUGUGAUUUUUUUUAAAGUGGGAAGAAGACAUUUCCAAACAGUUGCUACGUUUUGGCUUCAGCUGGUGAGAGUGUGAAGCGACCGUUCUAUUGUCAGAACCGAGUCGCUGGUAAACUGGAAGACGAGACUUCAUGUGCUUUUCUUACUGUAUCGUUGUAGAUUUACCUGCCAGAGUCCGAGCGAUUGCAGCCGGCCACAGACUGGGGGGGGGGGAGAAAGUUUUGAAUGAGACUAAAAGUUUGUGUUUGAUCAAAACGAGGGGGGUGUGGUGUGUGUAUCGGCACGGUAAAGGAGGUCAUUUGUAAAAAGACGUUAUUUGCACAGCAUUCACAGAAUGCAGCCCUGUUGUGUUUAUUUUUUUCUUUUUCAUUUGUAUUUCUAAAAAUGAAGCACUACUUCUAUAUAAAUAUAAAUAUAUCCUGUACAUAAAAAAAAAAUACACCCGAAGGAAUGAAUGUCAGAAAUGUUUAAAUUAUUUCAAACAUUGUGUUUGGCUCCCCCUUUUGGUUAUAAUUAUAUUUGUGAUGCCCAGAGAAUGUUUUUUUUUUUUUUGUAUUAAUAUCACUAUGAAUACUACUAUUACUAUCAUAACAGUUGUGUGAUGAUUCCGAUGAUAAUAAUCCUUUUGUAUCUACUCACUAACUGUAAAAACCAGCUGUAGAAGUUAGUCUGGCACUGUGUGUGUGGCUAAUCCAACAUGAACCUGCUCUGUUCCUUCUUCCUUUUGUCCGUGUGUGUAAAAAUAUGUUGAUCUAGAAACAGUACUGUAGUCAGCUUGCAUGGCAACCCAGAACAUGAUAGUGCAAAAGAAAAAAAUCUAAAUAUCAUAUAUUGUUUCUGUUUUUUUGUGCCAUGAAGACGCAGCAAUAAUAAAACUGUGUGGAGGUUUUACAGAA
Molecule: messenger RNA, 6522 nt
Organism: Pleuronectes platessa (European plaice)
Lineage: Eukaryota; Metazoa; Chordata; Actinopteri; Pleuronectiformes; Pleuronectidae
Gene: fam13b
Product: family with sequence similarity 13 member B
Exons: 24
Coding region: 211-3381 (1056 amino acids)
Biological process (GO): signal transduction
Source: RefSeq, a predicted model, not a curated record